Molecule: messenger RNA, 9179 nt
Organism: Loxodonta africana (African savanna elephant)
Lineage: Eukaryota; Metazoa; Chordata; Mammalia; Proboscidea; Elephantidae
Gene: SIRAL2
Product: family with sequence similarity 118 member A
Exons: 9
Coding region: 7903-9087 (394 amino acids)
Source: RefSeq, a predicted model, not a curated record
UUUAAUUUUGUUGUUGUUAUUGAGAAUAUACACUGCAGAACAUACACCAAUUCGACAUGUACAGUUCGGUGACAUUGAUUAAAUUCUCAGAGUUGUGCAGCCAUUCUCACCCUCCUUUUGAGUUGUUCCUCCACCAGUAACAUAAACUCAUUGUCCCCUAAGGUUCCCGUUUAAUCUUUCCAGUUGCUCUUGACAAUUUGAUCCCAUAUGCAGUAGUCCCCCCCUUAUCCAUGGUCCCACUUUCUGUGGUUGCAGUUACCUGUGGUCAACCUCAGUCUGAAAAUAUUAAAUGGAAAAUUCCAGAAACAAACAAUUCAUGAGUUUUAAAUUGCGAGCUGUUCUGGGUAGCGUGCUGAAUCUUGAAUCUUGCAUUGGACUGCUCCGUCCUGCUGAGAGGUUAAUCAUCCCUUAGUCCCUUGUGUCCACGCUGUACGCUACCCGCUCCUCAGUCACUUAGUAGCCAUCUCGGUUAUCAGAUGAACUCUCCAAAUAUUGCAAUGCUGGUGUUAUUUUACCUAAUAAUUGUUCUGUUUCAUUAUAAGUUCUUGUUGUUAACCUCUUACUGUAUCUAAUUUAUCAAUUAAUCAUAGCUAUGUACGUAUAGGAAAAAACAUAGUCUAUGUAGAGCCUGGUACUGUCCACAGUUUCAGAUAUCCACUGGUGGUCCUAGAACAUAUCUCCCGCAGAUAAGGGAGAACUACUGUAGAUAGUUCUUAGAAGAGCGUAAUGUCCGUGGCAGAUGUUUUUUACUUGUUCAGCUAAACUAUUGUUUGGUUUUAAGAAGACUUCAGGAAAUACUUUUGGUUUAAGAUUUAAAGAUUAUCUCAGGACAAUAGUUUUGGGGGUUCAUCCAGCCUCUGUGGCUCCAGGAAGUCUGGAGUCUAUGAGACUUUGAAAUUCUGUCCUGCAUUUUCCCCUUUUGAUCAAGGAUUCUUCUUUAGAAUCCUUGAACAAAAUGUUCAGUAAUGGUAGCCGGGCACCAUCCCGUUCUCCUGGUCUCGUGGCAAAGGAGGCAGUUGUUCGUGGAGGCAAUCAGCCACACGUUCCAUUUUCUGCUCUUAUUCCUGAUCCCUUCCUCUGUUGUUCCAGGCAUAUAGAGACCAGUUGUUGUGCCUUGGAUGGCCACCUGUACAGGCUUUUAAGACCCCAGGUACUACCUAGUGAACUAGGAGGUAGAACAGAAGCACUAAACAUGAUAUCAGGCUAAUUAACUAGGAUGUCCCAUGAAACCACAACCCAGAAGCUGAGUAAUUUUAACUAGAGUUUUUGUGGUUGUUAGGUGCUGUUGAGUCAGUUCCGACUCAUAGUGACCCCAUGCACAAGAGAACGAAACACUGCCAGGUCCUACACCAUCCUUACAAUUGUUGUUAUGCUUGAGCUCACUGUUGCAGCCACUGUGUCAAUCCGCCUCGUUGAGGGUCUUCCUCUUUUCCGCUGACCCUGUACUCUGCCAAGCAUGAUGUCCUUCUUCAGGGACUGAUCCCUCCUGACAACAUGUCCAAAGUAUGUAAGAUGCAGUCUCGCCAUCCUUGCUUCUAAGGAGCAUUCUGGUUGUACUUCUAAGACAAAUUUGUUCGUUCUUUUGGCAGUCCACGGUAUAUUCAGUAUCCUUCGCCAACACCACAAUUCAAAGGCGUCAGUUCUUCUUCGGUCUUCCUUAUUCAUUGUCCAGCUUUCACAUGCAUAUGAUGCGAUUGAAAAUACCAUGGCUUGGGUCAGGCGCACCUUAGUCUUCAAGGUGGCAUCUUUGCUCUUCAGCAUUUUGAAGAGGUCCUUUGCAGCAGAUUUACCCAAUGCAAUGUGUCUUUUGAUUUCUUGACUGCUCCUUCUACAGCUUUCGAUUAUGGAUCCAAGUAAAAUGAAAUCCUUGACAACUUCAAUCUUUUCUCCGUUUAUCAGGAUGUUGCUUAUUGAUCCAGUUGUGAGAAUUUUUGUUUUCUUUAUGUUGAGGUGCAAUCCAUACUGAAGGCCACUGUCUUUGAUUUUCAUUAGAUCACCUUUAAUAGUUACUACUCUUGUCAAAGACUUUUUCCUUCUCUCCCCCUCAAAGCUUAUGGGCACUCUGUUACUUGUUAAUCCACUCUUUUUGUUUUUUUCGCUUCACAGUCUCUUCCUCCUGUCCCACCCCCGUGCUCUUCAUUGCAAUGAGUGGUGGUCAUGGGUGUUUGAGACUGCAGCGACCAAGACGCCAGCCAGUUCCCUGCUCACAGGGUGGGCUCAGUGGGUUGCUCCUGAGUUCCAGUCACCUGCUGCUUGGUGGGCUAACCAGCCCAGGUAGCCUCGCUCAGGUGCUGCUGUCAACCAGUGUGCCUGGCUCGCCACCACGUGGCCUUCAUCCUCCCAGGAGGUGAGAUAGGGCUUUACAAGGCCAAGUUCCGAGAAGCAGCUCCGGUAUCAAAGUGUUUUAUCAAACUCUUUCUUGCUUCACGUUUGUCCAUAUCUGGUUGGCCAAAGAGUUCUCAUGACCAAGCCUCAAGUCUGUGUGUGAGGAGACUGUGUGGACAGCAGGAGGCAUGGGGGCAGGUGGGUCAUUAACAGUCUACCCUGUGAGGGAGGGCUUUUUGUGCCACCUGUAAAUGACAAGUUCAGUUUUUGUAGUUUAUUGUGUUUUGCAUUGGCCUCGGUUUGAGGAACCCUUUUUAGUGCCGGGAAUUCAAAUAAGGCAGUCUCAAACGACUCUGUGUGUAGUUCAUAAAGUCCUGGUGAUCUCAGCUUCUAAGCAGGAAACACCCUCUUCAGACUGUAUUUGUGGCUUCAGAUACAGAAGGUAGGAACUGCUUACAGGCACCUGCCUUGGGGCCUGAUGCUGCUUGCAGAAAACGCUGGUAAGUGCUGGGGAAACAUGGCUUGCUAGGAUGAUCUGGCUCUGGGCCUGCACCCUGGUGACAAGGCAGUCACCAAGGAAACCAAAGAUACAGCUUCUAAAAGGCCCCUCAAAGGCUUUGUUGCUGCCGUCUGGAAUCAGCCCAGCUUGGGAGCAUGUGCUGGAGAUGGAAGUAGAAAGCAAGAAGGAACUUCCGGGACGAGGGUGGCAGUUGUUUUUGAAAUUCUUACUUGGGCCUUGUUUCAGAACAAGGGGAGGUUUGGAGUAAUUUUGAGGUUAUUGUGAGAUUUGGCUCUGAUGUGGAUGCUGCCGAGAGAACAGGAAAUGAAAUCUUGGUGUUUUAAACAUGUGGUGGGAGAGUGAGCUGCAAAUGUCUAAAUAUGGCCAACUCUGCAGGUCUUCAUUGCAGGGCGAGUGUGCUGAGUUGGGAUAGAAUUGGUUACUUCCCACGCUGGCUCCUUUGAUCCUUAAAGGUACAUGGUGCACAUCUGCCCGUCGAGGUGGGGACCUGGGUGGUUCUACUGGAGUCCUGGCCAAGGGGUCAGUGCCACACCUUCAUUGAGCCCUGGAUGAGGAAGAGGCCCUUGGUUUUGGGCACUCAAACCAGCAGCCGGCCACCCCCGAUCCCAAGAUCCCACCUGCUUUGUAAGUGUUCGGACCCAUAGUGAGAACUUGUUCUUUUGAGAAACUUUGAAAUCUCCCAGUUCAGGAGGACCCAGAUGCCGCCGGCAAGAGUUCUAGUCACAAUUUUUUGCAGGUGUGUAAGUGCAGUACUGGGUUUGGGUAAGUGCAGUGUUUAGGUUGUGACUUUGUAACUAGAAUCCUUGGUGUGUGGAGAAUCAAAAGCAGCGGAGCAACGAUGGAAAGAGCUAGGGAGAGAUUUUGAAAGUUCUGGGCUUGGGCUAUCUCAACAGCCAUUGGCUGACCGGUGGCUGUUUAAAAAAGUAAUCUGAAAUGUUGUACGGAAGGCUGAGAUGAGCGGCUCCUUCCUACAGGCAGGAGAACAGCUGUUUUGAUAUAUAGCAGCGUGGGUGGUUCUGGAAGUCAGGGGUGGGGGCGUUGGAUUAGUCUGCUGAUGAGUGUCUCAGUAACCUGUCAUACAGGUUUGGACAGGAGCGGGCUCUGGGUUCCCCUCUGCGGUGGGGGGCUCGGAGAGGAAGUGGGGGGACAGUCCCAUUGACAGCUGGAGCCCAAGCUGAGUGAACCGAGUGAACUGGCAGUUAGAACUCCCACAGGACCUUUCAUGAGUGCCCCCCCUCCACCAGCUUACAGAACCAUGUCUGUUAGCGAGAGUUACUGUUUGAUAGUUGGUAGAACUGAGGGCUGCUGUAAAAACGGCAUGAGGUGGCAUCUGACCUCCUCUAACCCCACAAGGGGGCAGGAGAACUGGGAUCAGCAGCACAAGGCUGACUCCCAUGAGACAAAGGCCAGACAAGCUGCUUCUCUCUGCCAUCUUUACUAACUUUGACACAAGUUGUUCCCCCCCUCAAGCACUCUGCUCCCCUGCUGGGUUUGAUAAUUCAUUGCAGUGGCCACACAGAACUCACAGACCACACUCACCAUCAAGGGGUUUAUUAGAGAAGUAACAGAAUUCGGGCUCAGGAACUCUCAGGAUACAGUUCUUCCAUCAGGACAGCCUCUUCCCAGCUGUGCUCGCAGGCAUGCCUCUCCCUGGCCCUAAGUCUCUGCCCAAAGGCACCCCGCUUUCUCUUCUGUGGGCUGGGAAGCCCACCGUGCUGUCUCCUGCUGCUGGGUCUCUCCUUCCUUGGUGGUGGGCUCCCCCUCUCUGCUCUGGAAUUGGCUCUCUUUUAAAGCAAAACUGACCAAUUCCCUUGGUAGGCCAUAGUUACCCUAUCACAUAAUCACCUGGGUGGGAGUUAACAAGACCGUGGCUGGAAAGGCCACACACAAAUCAGUCCACUACAGCUGGUGAAUAGUUAGUCAUUGAAACCCAGGGCUGGGGCCCAGGUUUGCUUCUGCUGGGACUUAUACUACAGUCAAACCUUUGAAAGCUGGAACCUGUGUAAGGCGGAAACCUGCCAGAGAAGGAAAAUACAAAUAUUUUACACUAUACAGAGAGCUACAGAAAAGUGGUGACUACACCCUGUCAAAGGCGGAAAACUUGGGAGACCUGGAAAAGCAGGGCAGGCCCGUCCAGUUCUGGCUGUCACAGUUUUCACUGUAUAUAAUGGGCAGCCUGUAAUUUGUCGUUUUCCUUAGAAAAUCUCUAGUAGAUCCAGAAAACAGACAAACAGACUUCACUUGAUGGUAGGUGACUGUGACUGUAACUCUGCACUAGAAAGGAGAAUGGGAGGUGCAGCCCACGCCCACUCUGCCGGCCUCCCCUGGACAAGUUUCAGACACCUUUGGGCCUCAUUUCCUCACCUGCGCACUGUAGUUUCUUAACACUUGGGGGAAGAUCACAGACACCUUUGGGAGUUUGAUGGAAGCGCUGAGCCCUUUCCCCAAUGGGGGUGGGGGUUGCCCAGUGUACCUACAUAAAGUUUGGUGUACGCCUUUAGGGGACAGGCUUCAGAAUCCCACUUAGGACUGAAAUUUCAGGGCUCUCAUAGCCUGAGUAAGCCUUGUUUCCCUGCCCUGGAAAAUCACUUUUGGUGACCUGAUUCUAAUUAGGAAGACAAAGGUGACCCCUGUGAACCAGUGGCUGCAGGCAGAGCUGGUGGGGACGUGUGCAGCAGGCCCCACACUCGGCUGGCACCUUUCCGGAGAGUAGUUUGGCAGUACAUGCUGAGCUGUUUCACAGGACGUGGAGCCUGUAACUCAGCCAUUCCGUUCCCCAGGAUGCUCUUCUAAAUAAAUAAUUUAAAAAUAUAUAAAAAGCUUCACGCACCAAGGUGAUUGUUAGAUUGUUACCGCGAGACUGUCCUGCAUUGGCAUGUAGAUAAGAAUCCCAUAAAUGCAGCCGUACACUUAGAUUUCUGAGUAGUUUUUAAUAAAAUAGGGGAAUUGUGUUUGUUAUAAUAUGUGAAAAAGGAUGGAUAUGCUCUGUGAUCUCAAAUAAUAUUAAAAAAAUGAAAAUCUAGAGGAAAAUACAGAAAUGUUAACAAGUUAUUGCUUGUAGAUAGUAGGAUUAUGGGGUAUUUAAACUUUUUCUGUUUUCUCGUCUGUGGUAUUAGCUCUAGGUUAGGGAAGGAUGUGAUUCGGAAAAACUGUAGCAUGUGGACAUAGUUUGGCAGCGCAGAUCUAGCUCGUUUCUGGCUGGAUCCAGUGGUUUUUCUGUUUCUAGCUUUUUAGGGAAGUGCUGUUGUUUUCCAAAGUGGUUGUACCAUUUUGUAUUCCCACCAGCAGUGCAUAGUUCCAGUCUCACUGCAGUCUCCAACAUUUGUUAUUUUCUAUUUUUUUUUUUAUUUUGUGCCAGUAAUGCCAGGUGAGAUGGUAUCUCACUGUGGUUUUGAGUUGCAUUUUCUCUAAUGGAUAGUGAUCUCAAGCAUUUCCUCACGUGUCUGUUGGCCGCUUGGAUGUUUUCUUUGGUGAAGUGUCUGUUCAUUUCCUUUGCCCAUUUUUUAACUGAAUUUUUUGUCUUUUUGUUGUAGGGGUGUUGGAUUUUCCUGUAGAUUUUAGAAAGUAGACCUCUGUCGAAUUCGUAAUAGCCAAAAAUUUGUUCCUAGUUUGUAGAUUCUCUUUUUAGUCUUUUGGUGAAGUCUUAUUUUUAAAAAUUUUUAUUGUGCUUUAAGUGAAAGCUUACAAUUCAAGUCCGUUUUUCGUAUAAAAACUUAUACACACAUUGUUAUGUGGCCCUAGUUGCCCCCCCUACAAUGUGACAGCACACUCCUCCUCUCCACCCUGUAUUUCCCAUGUCCAUUCACCCAGUUCCUGUCCCCCUCUGCCUUCUCAUCUCGCCUCAGACAGGAGCUGCCCACUUAGUCUCUGCUGUGGUGAAGCCUUUUGAUGAGCUUAAGUGUUUAAUUUUUAGACGGUCCCAGUUACCUAGCUUAUCUUCUGGAGUUUGUGUGUUGUUAGUUAGGGUUUGUAUCCUGUAAUGCCUUGUAUUAGGGCCUCUAGCAUUGAGACUAUUUUUUCUUCUCUGAUCUUUAUAGUUUUUGGGUUUUUAUUUAGGUCUUUGGUCCAUUUUGAGUUGGUUUUUGUGUAAGCUGUGAGGUAUAGGUCCUGUUUCAUUUUUUUGCAGAUGGACAUCCAGUUUUGUUAAAAAGACUGCCUUUUCCCAUCUGAUGAACUUUGGGCCCUUGUUGAAGAUCAGGUGACCAGAGGUGGAUGGAUUUACAUGUGGGCUCUCAGUUCUGUUGCAUUGGUCAGUGUAUCUGUCGUUGUACAGGUAGCAGGCUGUCCUGACUGCUGUAGCUGUAUGGUAGGUUCGGAGGUCAGGCAGUGUGAGUGUGAGUUCUCCUGCUUUAUUCUUCUUCAGCGGUGUGUUACUUACCCAGGGCCUCCUCCCUUUCCAUAUAAAGUUAAUGAUUAGUUUUUCCGUCUCUUUGAAAAAUGUUACUGUAUUUGUAGGAUUGCUUUGCGUGCAGGACAUGUUCUUCAUAAACUUUGUUAUGCCACUUGACCUAGAUGUCCCCUGAAACUAUGGUCCACAGACCCCUGCCCCUGCUACUCUGUCCCUUGAAGUGUUUGGUUGUGUUCAGGAAACUUCCUAACUUCUGGUUUAGUGCAGUUGUGCUGAUACGUAUGAUAAAUUUUGAGAACUACUCUGGUUCUUGUUAAAAUGUAGAUUGUGAUUCGGUGUAUCUGGGGUGGAAAGGCAGAUUCUCAGCAGGGGAGUCUAGCUGGACUGAACCGGUUAGAACCCUGGCUGGAUCUAAGUAAGUAUGGCCGAGGGGAGGGCUGACACCUCAGAAACAGUGCUAGUGCAGUUGCCAAGACUUGGCGAAAAGUGUCACACUCCACCUCAAGUACAGUACCAGAGAGCACGGGUGUUGUCGUCAGGUGCCGUCCUAGUCUGUUCCGACUCGCAGUGACCCUGUGUACACCGGAAGAAAACACCUCCCGGUCCUCCGCCGUCCUCACAGCCGUUGUUAUGCUCAAGCCCAUUGUUGUGGCGUCUGGCUUGUCUUCGCUAUGCCGCUUGCCAUUUUCCUUCUUCUGUGGGUUCACAGAUGGAUUCAGUGGAAAAGCCAACAAAUAGAAGUGAACAGAAGUCAAGAAAGUUUUUGAAAAGCCUCAUCCGGAAACAGCCACAGGAACUGCUCCUGGUCAUCGGGACAGGUGUCAGUGCGGCCGUGGCCCCAGGCAUCCCUGCGCUGUGCUCCUGGCGAGGCUGCAUCGAGGCUGUCAUCGAGGCUGCGGAGCAGCUGGAGGUGUUGCAUCCUGGGGACAUCGCCGAGUUCCGGAGGAAGAUGACCAAGGACCGGGACCUGCUGGUUGUUGCCCACGACCUCAUCCGUAAGAUGUCACCGCGCACCGGUGACACCAAGCCCAGCUUCUUCCAGGACUGCCUGAUGGAGGUCUUUGACAGCCUGGAGCAGCACAUCCAGAAGCCACUGGUGCUGCAGUGCGUCCUUGGCCUGAUGGAGCGUGGCACCAUGGUGCUGACCACCAACUACGACAACCUGCUGGAGAUUGUCGGGCAGCGGCAGAACAGGCCCAUGGAGUCCCUGGACCUCAAGGACAAGACGAAGGUCCUCCAGUGGGCGAGAGGGCACAUCAAAUAUGGCGUUCUCCACAUCCAUGGCUUAUACACAGACCCUUGUGGGAUGGUGCUGGACCCAUCAGGGUAUAAGGAUGUGACCCAAGACCCCGAAGUAAUGGAAGCUCUGCAAAACCUGUACCGCACCAAAUCUUUCCUGUUUGUGGGCUGUGGAGAGACCCUUCGUGAUCAGAUAUUCCAGGCCCUCUUCCUUUACUCUGUGCCGAAUAAGGUGGACUUAGAACACUACAUGGUCGUGCUCAAGGAGGACGAAGACCAUUUCUUUAAGCAUCAGGCAGACAUGCUUGUGCACGGAAUUAAAGUCGUAUCCUACGGGGACUGCUUCGACGACUUUCCAGGCUACAUGCACGACCUCACCACGCAGAUCUGCAGACAGCGCAGCCCAGACGUGGAUCGUGUGGACAGCACGACGUUUCUGGGUAACGCAUGUCAGGACUGUGCAAAGAGGAAGCUGGAAGAGAAUGGAACUGAAGUUUCGAAAAGACUCAGACAGUCGGAUGCCGAAGACGUCUUCUCCACCCCAGAUGGCUACAGAACAAGAGGAAGAACCUCCAGGGCUGGGAUUUCACUAAACAGUCAAGGAGCACUACGUUACGUGCCGCACACUGCACUGUGUCUACACCAAUGGCUGUAAUACCUCCACUUCAAUGAUGUCAUCCAGUGAUCCCAGCAGAAGAACUAUCUCGAUGUCUUGAACUUUGCAAUCAAGCAGCAUGUUAUGCUUCU